Molecule: messenger RNA, 2125 nt
Organism: Thermothielavioides terrestris NRRL 8126
Lineage: Eukaryota; Fungi; Ascomycota; Sordariomycetes; Sordariales; Chaetomiaceae
Exons: 1
Coding region: 1-1617 (538 amino acids)
Biological process (GO): regulation of DNA-templated transcription
Cellular component (GO): nucleus
Molecular function (GO): zinc ion binding
Source: RefSeq, a predicted model, not a curated record
AUGUCCAAAGCGCAAUUGUUCCAGUUGCUCCCACUGCCCGACGACGGGCUGGAGCAGGUGCUCGAGUACGCCUCGACGCUGUCCAAGGCCGAGGCGGCCGAGCACUUCAGCAACAUGCUGGGUGACUCACCCCAGGUCGUCGAGUUCAUCUCCGCCUUCAACGCACGACGCGCCGAUCCGAGGCCCGCGCCGGCCGCUGUGCACUCCGCGGAGACCAGCUCCGGUCAGAACUCCGAAGCCGACGCCGUGCCGAAGCCCCGCCGCGCGCCCAAGAAAAAGAAGCCGGCCCUCCACACCCCGCCGCCCCGCCAAGUCGCGUCGUUCGAAUCAGCGCCAGGCACCGUGUACAAUAAGAAGGACCAGCAGGAAGACUACAUGCCAGGCGCGAGGUCGGGCGCGUCGACGCCUUCAGCUUCAAAUCACAAGGCCAACCGUGGCAAGACGACGGCCCCUGAGCCCUCGAAGCCUCCCCCGUCUGCGGCCGCGGGGACCCUCGUAUCGGAGCUCGGCCUGCCCAAAACGAAAUCCCAUUCCAACCCCGUCUCCCGCACCUCGACGCCCGGCCCGUCCUCGUCCCGCAGCCGCGCUCCCGCCGCGACAACAAAGGUGUCCAUCACGGGCGGCGUGCCGAUGCACGGCACGUCGACGGCGCUGGCCGACCUGGACCGGGCGAUCCGCGCGCUCGAGAUCACGACCAACCCGACGCACGCGGCCAACAGCGCGGCCGGCAUCGCCGCGCGCCGCUGCAACUGCGUCGCGACGCGGCACCCGCUGCUCGAGGCCGCGCCCAACUGCCUCCGCUGCGGCAAGGUGAUCUGCGUCAAGGAGGGGCUCGGGCCCUGCACCUUCUGCGGCGCGCCGCUGCUCAGCCCGGCCGAGGUGCAGGGCAUGAUCCGGGAGCUGCGGGCCGAGCGCGGGCGCGAGCGGAUGGCGCUGGACCGCGAGGCGCACCGGCGCGCCGCACGCGGGCCCGGUCCCGGCCCCGGCGCCGGCGCCGGCGCGGACGACCUGACGGUCGCCGAGGCGAUGGCGCUGCAGCACCGCGACAAGCUGCUCGGGUUCCAGGCGCAGAACGCGAAGCGGACCACGGUGCGGGACGAGGCGGCCGACUUUGACGCGUCGGCGGUGGGGAGCAUGUGGGCGAGCCCCGAGGAGCGCGCACUGGCGCUCAAGAAGCAGCAGCAGCUGCUGAGGGAGAUGGAGUGGAACGCCAAGCCCGAGUACGAGAAGCGCCAGCAGGUGGUGAGCAUCGACCUGACGGGCAAGAAGGUGUUCAAGAAGACGGUCAAGGUGGAGCGGCCGCCGACCCCGGAGGAGGAGGACGGCGAUGGUGGCGGGGGAGGAGCGCUGCCGGUGCUGGGGGAAACGGACGCCGCCCCCAAGGGGCAGCCGGGGGCGUUCAGCAAGAACCCGCUGCUGGGCGGCUUGAUCAGGCCGGUGUACGAUGCCAAGGGAAAGGGAGCCGAGCUGGAAGGGAGGAGGGACCGGAGUACGCGGUGGCGGAGGGUCCAGGAUGACUUGGACGACAACGAAGCCGUCAUCCUUGAUGGCGGUAUUUACGGGAAGGGCACAGAGGCGCCCGCUGCCACGGCUGGCGAUGAGCCGGCUUGCGGCUGAUUUCCUAUCAUACAUGCAUACACUAUUCACUGCGUCAAGAUGCCACACUCACGCGUGCCAUCACUGGGGUGCGGAGCUCGGGUGUCUGGUUCCAUGACCAAGUGCCGCGUUGCGCCGGCGAAACCCGACACGUGCAGAGCUCCUCCCCUUGAGUCUCCUGUGCCUUUCUCUGGGAUGUGAGCGGUCCGAGAGCACAAACAGCGCCAGGCCGUUGGAAGUUGUGAUGUUACGGCUUGGUUCCCGAGCGCCGUAUACCUUAUGAGGGGCUGUGAUAACGGCGUUGCUUGGGGGAGGGGGGGGGGGGAGGGAAUCCCUGGUCUCCGGCGCUGAGGUGGUCACUGCCACUGUUCCACAGCUUUUAGAGAAGACGGAAUACUGCACCGCUUGUGGGCCUUGGGAGCUUGCGGGGCAUGGACUGGGAGGAAACUCCAAACAUCAACCUCAAGACUCAUGUGUAGCGUCACAGGAACCAGCUGAAGCUAGGUGUACCCGAAUAAAACUAGGCGCC